Molecule: messenger RNA, 765 nt
Organism: Saccharomycopsis crataegensis
Lineage: Eukaryota; Fungi; Ascomycota; Saccharomycetes; Ascoideales; Saccharomycopsidaceae
Product: EVE domain-containing protein
Exons: 1
Coding region: 1-765 (254 amino acids)
Cellular component (GO): nucleus
Source: RefSeq, a predicted model, not a curated record
AUGGCACCAAGAACCACUAGAAAGAAAAGUGAUUCCAAAAUCACAAAACCGGAAACCACUAGAAAGAAAAGUGAUUCCAAAAUCACAAAACCGGAAACCACAACAAAGAAACCUAAACAGCUACUGGACUCCAUCAAUAAAGACAAGACCAAUAACGAUGAAGUAAUAAAACCUGUUCCUCUGAAACCUCCCAAGCUUCCUGUAAAUGAAGAUGGUCACAGAUACUGGUUGAUUAAAUCGGAGCCGGUCAAUCGAAUACAAAAAGGACAGGAUAUAUCUUUUUCGCUUGAAAGUUUGAUGAAAGUCGAAUCAGAACCAUGGAACGGUGUCAGGAAUUAUGAGGCAAGAAAUAAUUUGCUAGCAAUGGUAGAAGGGGAUCUCUGCUUGUUUUAUCACUCCAACUGUAAAGUUCCGGGGAUCGUUGGGGUUGCCAAAGUUUACAAUCAAGCGGUCCCUGAUGAAGGGCAGUUUAUCCCUGAGGAUCCAUACUAUGAUCCGAAAUCAACAAAGGAGAAGCCUAAAUGGUGGUGCCCUCGCGUUUCGUUUCACAGAAGGUUCAGAAGAAAAGUAAGUCUUCAAGAAUUAAGGCUGGCUAGUACCGAGUCAGAACCAUUGAGGGACUUCAUGUUGGUGACCAGGGGAAGACUAAGUGUUAUACCUGUCGGAAAGCACGAAUUUGAGGAGAUAAUCAAGCUAGAACAAAAUGGGAGUAUUAGUGAUGAUAUAGAUUGUGAUAUUUCUAGGGAUUUUAUAACCGCAAAGUAA